GCCUGCUAACCCUUCGUCGCGCGUACUCUGCAGUCAGGGCAAGAUCCACUAGCAAUUCCGGCGAUUGCUGCAAAUCAGUGACAGAAACCCAAGAUGGCGACCGCUCAGAGAUCGCUUUCGACGAAGGAGGCCGAUAUACAAAUGAUGCUCGCGGCCGAAGUUCACCUCGGCACCAAAAACUGCAAUUUUCAAAUGGAGCGUUACGUUUUUAAGCGCAGAAAUGAUGGGAUUUACAUCAUCAAUCUUGGAAAGACCUGGGAAAAGCUCCAGAUGGCUGCCAGAGUUAUAGUUGCCAUCGAAAACCCUCAAGACAUCAUUGUUCAAUCUGCCAGACCAUAUGGUCAGAGGGCUGUGUUGAAGUUUGCCCAAUACACUGGUGCCCAUGCAAUUGCAGGACGUCACACACCAGGAACAUUCACUAACCAACUUCAAACUUCAUUCAGUGAGCCAAGGCUUCUCAUCCUCACUGACCCCAGAACAGAUCACCAGCCAAUUAAAGAAGCUGCUCUCUCCAACAUUCCCACAAUUGCUUUCUGUGACACCGAUUCUCCCAUGCGCUACGUUGACAUUGGUAUUCCUGCCAAUAACAAGGGGAAACACAGCAUCGGUUGCCUCUUCUGGCUCCUUGCUAGGAUGGUUCUGCAGAUGCGUGGUGUCAUUGCACCCGGACACAAAUGGGACAUCAUGGUCGAUUUGUUCUUCUACAGGGAGCCCGAGGAGGCUAAGGAGCAAGAAGAGGAGGAAGCUACUGCCAUUGCAGAUUACGGCGCUGAUUACUCUGCUGCCGCAAUUGGCGGUGAUUGGUCUAGCAGCCAGAUCCCCGAUGCCCAAUGGGCUCCCGACAUGACUCCUGGUGUAGUCCCACCUGUUGCUAGUAGCUGGACUGCCGAUGCAGGUGCUGGCGCUGUUGAUGGAUGGGACAUGGCUCCUGCACCACCGGCAAUGGCAGCUCCGGCCGAUGUUGUGCCACCCAGCGACGCCGCCCCGAUGGGAUGGGACUGAGUGAAUAGAAGAAUUAAGGUACACAAGAUAAGUUUGUCCUUGCCAUGAACCCAUCCUUAUUAAUUUCUAUGUUUUGUUAUCUUGGGAGGGAGAGAGACCUCGUUUGGAAGUUGAAAAAACUGAUGCUUUUUGUGCCUUUUUUAUUUUAUUUCGCUUGAAUUUUUGUAGCUAUUAUCAGAUCAGAGCAGAUUCUCUUUUAUAAGUUACAUGUAACGUUUUUCAUUCAAAAUGUUUUAAUCCUGGUCGGCUUUAAUUU
This is a messenger RNA of Andrographis paniculata, 1258 nucleotides long. Its product is annotated as 40S ribosomal protein SA-like. Bases 94 to 1002 code for a protein of 302 amino acids. Gene Ontology annotation, biological process: ribosomal small subunit assembly; cytoplasmic translation. Lineage: Eukaryota; Viridiplantae; Streptophyta; Magnoliopsida; Lamiales; Acanthaceae. Gene Ontology annotation, molecular function: structural constituent of ribosome. The record is from RefSeq and is a predicted model, not a curated record. Gene Ontology annotation, cellular component: ribosome; 90S preribosome; cytosolic small ribosomal subunit. The transcript has 5 exons.